This is a messenger RNA of Entamoeba nuttalli P19, 2532 nucleotides long. Its product is annotated as leucine rich repeat protein, BspA family protein. The coding region runs from base 1 to 2532 and encodes 843 amino acids. The transcript has a single exon. The record is from RefSeq and is a predicted model, not a curated record. Lineage: Eukaryota; Evosea; Mastigamoebida; Endamoebidae.
AUGUCACAGUUAGACAAUGACUCAAUUUACCAUUUAGUUGAGUACUUAAAUAAUGAAAAAGAGGCAUUCAUGGUUAAAGGUAUCAAUAAAAAAUACAAAAAUAUUUAUAAUAAAUUUGAAUAUAAUCCAUUUCCAGUAAGUUCAACAGAUUUAUUUCCAAAAAUGAAGAAACAAUGUCUAUAUAAUAAAAAAGAUAAACAAUUAGAAGGAAUGGAUCAAUACAUUUAUUGUUAUGUAGUUGGAUAUAAAGUUGUUUCUCAAUCAAAAGAAAAUAAUGUAAUUUUUAAAAAAGUUAGAUUAGGGAAGCAUGAUCAUGACAAAAUGCCAAUAAAUUAUAUACCUCCUGGUAUUCAAGAAUUAGGCAAGAGUUGUUAUUAUUACGCAGCUAAUACAGAAAUUAAUUUACCAACUACAAUAACAAAAAUUGGAUAUGAUUGUUUUUAUUAUAAUUUAUUCAAAUCAAUUGACCUAAGCCAUGUGUUACAAAUUGAUGUUGGUGCAUUUAAUAUUUGUAAUGAGUUAAGUGCAGUGACUUUGUCUGGUUAUUUAAAAAAUAUUCCUUCUUAUUGUUUCGAAAGUUGUAAAAGUUUGUUAGAAAUGGAUCUUAGAUACAUUGAACAAAUUGGUGAUUGUGCUUUCAAUGAAUGUACCUCACUAUCUUCUAUUACUAUUUCAACAAAUCUCAAAGAUGUUUCUUAUUCAGCGUUCAAGAAAUGUUUUUCUUUGCAACACAUAGAUGGGUGUGGAAUGAAAGUAUUUCAUCCAUCAAUUUCAUCAUUAUUUUUUGAUGUACUACAAAAGAAUGGAAUCUGUUGUGAUGGAGAGAUUCAUUAUAUCAGAGAAGACAAAAAUUAUUUUAAUAGUUUAAUCCCUCUAGGUGUUAAUAUAAUAGAACAAAGCGUUUUUUUGAAUGAUUGUAUCACAUCAGUAUCAAUUCCAUCGAGUGUUCAUAUGUUAUCAGAACAUAGUUUUGAUUCAUGUCGUCAUUUAAAAGAAGUUAUUUUACCAAAUAAUCUAACAUCACUACCAACGUGUUGUUUUAAUAAAUGUUUUGCAUUAGAAAAAAUUAAUUUAGAAAAUUUAAUUUCUAUAGGAAGAAAUUGCUUCAACUGUUGUAAACAAUUAAAAGAAAUUCAUUUGGAUUCAGCGACAGACCUUAAACAUGGAUGUUUUGAUAGAUGUGACGAAUUGUCAAAAGUCAUACUAAAUAGUUGUAUUGAACGAUUCCCCAAAGAGUGUUUUUCUGGAAGUAGAGGGUUAAAAGAAAUUACAAUGAAUAAUAUAAAAGUCAUUGAAGAGUCUAGUUUUAUGGGAUGUUCUGAAUUGGAAACUAUUGAUAUUAGUAAAUGUACUUCAAUAGGAAAAUGUUGUUUUAUGAAUUGUACAAAAUUAACAUCAAUUCAAUUAUAUUCUCAAUUGAUAGGACUUGAAGAAUCUUUUUUUGAAAAUUGUGGAUUUAUUCAAGUAAGUUUACCAUCAACUCUACGUUCAUUGAAUAAUAACGUUUUCAAAAAUUGUACAUCUUUGAAGUCAAUUGAUAUUCAGAUGGUUACUCAGUUAGGAAAUAAUUGUUUUGAAAAUUGUUCUUCAUUGAGUUACGUAAAAUUGUCUAAUGAAUUAAAAAUACUCUCAGUUCAAUGCUUUAAAAAUUGUUCACAACUAAGAGAUAUUCAACUCCCAAGUUCACUCGAAGUACUUCAAGAUGAUUGUUUUGAUAAAUGUACUUCAUUAACAAACAUUACUAUUCCUUCACACUUAAAAGUUUUAUCGAGAAAUGUUGGUCUAGAUAAAGGACUUGUUGAAUUAAAACUGUUUAGUUCAUUAAAAAUAAUUCAAAAAGGCUGUUGUUUAAGUUGGAAACGAUUAAAGAAAGUUAUUGGAUUAAAAGUUCUUGAAAAAAUUGAACAAAGUGCGUUUGAGAAUUGUGAAGAGUUAGAGUCUAUUGAAUUUAAUCCAACACUUCAAUUCAUUGGAAGACGAACAUUUUAUAAUUGUAAGAAGGUUACACAUGUAUAUAUUCCAAAUAAUACUAUUGUUGAAGAAGAAGCAUUUAUGAACUGUUCUGGGAUACAAGAAAUCAUUAUCGGAGAACAUUGUCAUAUUCCACGAAAUUGUUUCAGAAAUUGUGGUACUAUUAAAGAAGUUAUUAUUCAUGAUUGGGUUGAUUUUGAUGAAAAAGCAUUUGUUCAUUGUACAAUUCAGUCUAUUAAAUCUCCCUGCAAUGUAUUAAAUGGUAAAAUUCCUUAUUGGAUGAGUGUUAUUGCAUCAAAAAAUAAUAUUGAAUGUUCUGUAAUAGAAUAUACUCGUUACGAUAGAAUGUGUUAUGGAAGCAAUAUUCCUACUCAAUGUAGUCAACUUGGGAAUAGAGUUUUUAAUUCAUGUAAUAAUAGUUUGAUUAUUCUUCCAACUAUGAUUACUAAAAUUGGAACUCAGUGUUUCAAUCAUUGCAAACAGUUAAAAGAAAUAAGAUUUAAUAAAUUUCUUGAAGAUAAGAUUGAUGCUCCAUCUACAAUAACAAAAGUUCCAUUUUAG